Molecule: messenger RNA, 1269 nt
Organism: Phialemonium atrogriseum
Lineage: Eukaryota; Fungi; Ascomycota; Sordariomycetes; Cephalothecales; Cephalothecaceae
Exons: 1
Coding region: 160-1011 (283 amino acids)
Source: RefSeq, a predicted model, not a curated record
GUCCCAGGGUAAGGGGCUCAAAGGAGUCAUCUCCUCGCUCUGCUCAUUUGUCGGCAAUGCCCCGUUUUCGGCAUUCCGAACUUCUUUCACAAGAACUACCUAGGUUGGGCCUCGUCAUCGCUCUGUUGGUUGACCUGAUCUUGAGGAUCGACCGAAAAAAUGCAGCCUCCAUUCGUAAGCAACCCGACAUACAUCCUCGCACCGAACUGGACCUUCGUCCCUGGAGGUCCAAUCGAUCUCGGCAACAUCGUAGCAGAUCCCUUCCGGCCUCACAUGGUGCUCACGAGACCGGAUCCCGAAGCCUCGCCGUCCAUCCAGCGACACGUGGAUGAGAACUGGCAACUGCACCUAGCCUCGGGAUCCGACGUGACUGUUGGCCUGUGGGUCAAGUUCGUGGAUCUGGUUGGCGUCAAGCUGGGAUUGGCGCACAGGAGGCGGCUGAGCACGGCCUACAACAUGACAGCCCUCGAGACUGUCUACUACACAGACAUGCCCACCAUGACGCAGGUCAAGGAGCGGGUCAGAGACCCGGACGUAAAGGAACUCAUGCGCCUCGACAAUCCCUUCUCCAAGCCCGUGUUCAUGAUCACCGGGAUCAAGAUCGCGAGAGGCUUCUCUCUCUCUGCUGGCGGGUCAUCCGCGGACGGCGGCACUUUAGGAGCCGAGGGUCCGGCUGGCUCUCCGGCUACGGUUGGAGGCACCGUUGGCGUGGCGUUUAGCAAGGGACACAAUUUUGGAUUUGACUCCAAGGGCGACAUCGUGUUCGCAUACCAACUGAUGGUCAUCAAACCCAAGGGCUGGAAGAACAAGACAUUCAAGCUGGCCGAGUACCACUCCUCGGCUGCGUUCCUUGGCGAUGAUGAGGACGAGGAGGAUCCUGAGCCGGAGGUGGAAUUAGACUUGCCUGAAGUGCAAGAUUUCAAGACCAUCAACUCGUCUAUCACGGACACGACGGUCGCGGAUGGACAGACAGAAUGUAUAUGUAUCGCAUUCGGGCAAGACGGGCAUUAGAGCUUGUCUCGCGGGUAGGGGCAUUUGGCUAUUCAGGCAGGGGUUCCGGGCCGCCAAAAAUAUUUGGACAGUUGGAGCAUGAAAAAGACCAGCUGCCAGCACGAAACAAAGCGACGGCGACGGCGAUGGCGAUGGCAACAGCAGCAGAGACGGCGACGGCAAGAGUGCUUUAGCAAUAGUGACAGCGACGGCUAGCCAAAUGCUCCUACCCUAACAUUUAAAUAUCCCUGCCUGGAUAGCUAAAUGCCCCUGCCUGGA